CGCAAGCACUCAAUUCAGCCUUAACAACAUUUGGAUCGUCUCUUGAUGCAAGUUGUGCCUAACGUGCUUUGUAUCCUGUACAUUCAAUGUCUGAUACUCUCGGCAAACUUCGAUAUCGGACCAUUUGUGGCAUUUCUGCACUAUUAAAGCAUAUCUGAGGGCGUUAAGUAAAUGGGCAACGCGCCUAAGCACUAAAUAACCAUGACUGAUAAGGCGACCGUGGAAUUUGCUAUCGACGUUGUCGCAAUCGUUUCAUGUCAAGAUAUCUUUAGAAAUGGAAAGCCAUUCGAGGAUCGUAGCCAAGGCCAAGCGCGCUCGAUAUUCGGCGGCCAUCUGCUCGGUCAAUCGGUCUCAGCCGCUCAGCAGACUCUGCCCAGCACAUUUGAUGUGCAUUCCGUGCAGUCCACGUUCCUAAGGCCUGGACAUAGCAGCAUUGAUGUCGAAUACCAUGUAGAGCGCAUCAUGGACGGCCGCACAUUGGCGUCGCGCUUGGUACGAGCAAAGCAAGGCGGCGCGGUCAUUUACGUGGCUACUAUAGGGUUCCAAAGGCAUGCUGAUCAGCUAGACCAAGUUGCAACUGUGCUCAGAUAUGAGGCGCCAAUGCCCGACUGGGCCAAGAUGACCGAGCCAGACGACAAGAGUUUGACGAGUACGCAUGAUCUGCUGGUGAUUGAUACGGGAUUUCCGAAGGACCUCGUCGGCGCCUUCGUCAACCCCUUCGAUUGGUUUCACCUCCCAAUCGAGAGGAGGCAAGAUCCGACUGAAGUUUGUGCACGCAGCUUCCUCCGUUCUACGCCGCUAUCGACGGAUAAUAGCGCGGUUCACUUGGCGUCUUUCGCCUGGCUGUCAGAUGUGUUUCUGAUAUAUACUGCAAAUUGGGCUAAUCCCAACAAAUUCCCUCUGGGUAUGGCAGGAGUGUCAAUUGAGACUACGGUCAAUCACUCGGUCUGGUUCCAUUUGCCUUCGGCUAGAAUCGAUAAUUGGCUGGCCUGCGAAAGAAAGACGUCUUGGGGAGCUGAUGGUAGAGUCUUGAUACAGCAGUCUUUGUGGAACAAGGCGGACGGCCAACUGGUGAUGACAUGUGUUCAGGAGGCUCUUCUCCGCUUGAAAAGGGCAAAUCUGUAAACGGAGGGACAGCAUAUUAUGGUACCCUCCGAAAACCCUUUGCCGGAUUUAUUUAAUAGGCUCACUACAGACAUUGACAGGGAUCCAUAAACAUAUAGAUAUCUAAUUUUUUCAGAAGGAUUGCAAGGAUGGCCGGUUUGGUGUCAAUACGAGUGUCAAGAGGCUCCAAUGACUUUAAU
This is a messenger RNA of Truncatella angustata, 1304 nucleotides long. Its product is annotated as thioesterase-like superfamily-domain-containing protein. Gene Ontology annotation, biological process: fatty acid catabolic process; acyl-CoA metabolic process. The transcript has 2 exons. The record is from RefSeq and is a predicted model, not a curated record. Gene Ontology annotation, cellular component: peroxisomal matrix. NCBI's taxonomy places the organism in Eukaryota, Fungi, Ascomycota, Sordariomycetes, Amphisphaeriales, Sporocadaceae. Gene Ontology annotation, molecular function: fatty acyl-CoA hydrolase activity. Bases 202 to 1125 code for a protein of 307 amino acids.